AAGCUGUGCUUCAACUGCUCCUUGGCGCCGACUCCCUUACACCCUUAAGCCUCUACACUUCUCGCCCAUCGCAUUGGCGUCAAAAGCGGCUGCAUAAAUAUUGCUAAGCUAAGACGAAAGCAACGUCAAGCCAUGGACAGUAAUGGAUCUGGAGUUCUGAUGCACCUCAAUUACCAACUAAACUAUUUUUCUUAGUGCAAAUGCAGCGCAAAUCAUGCAAGCAGCAGCAGUGAGGAGAAAGAGAAAACGCACGAACAGAUGAACAACACACGAGCAUACAUCUGGCCAAUUUGCCGAGCCAACACGAGGCUGCGCGUCGGGGCGGCAGCUCUGCAAUCGGGGGCGUCCCAUGCACCACAACAACAUUCGCCGGCAACUGCGGCGCGCAGUAUGCAAAACAAACCCGAAACGUGCAGUUGGCAUUGGCAUCGCAGCGACCCGAACCGACCGCAGCAAAAAGCGUAAAGCGGCCCAAAGCAACAGUGCGUAGAUCUGCCAAAUCUGCGACGGCAACGACGCUGGCAGCGCUAAUAUAAAUUAGCAGAACGCAGCGAAAAUAAACAAACAAUUCUGCAGGCAGUCGGACGCAGGCAGCAGCACAAAUAAUUCAGACAGUGAAAAAUAACAGAGAAAUUCGGGAAAUUCGAGAAAUCACAGAAGCGUUUGCCAAAUAUUUUGAGAACCUCAAAACUAUCAAAAAAAGAAAGAAAGAAAAAAGUGCGUGCUGCUUGGGAAUUGGUCAGAACGGAGUCCACAACCCGACACUAAGAUGGGCCGUGUGCCAAGGCGGCAACUGGCGUCGCAUAAUAAUGGCUAAAUAACAAACCGAAAGCUGACCAUGUUUGCAAAGAUUGCAAAUGACACAACAACAAUAAGGAUAGAAACCGCAACAAACUAUAUAUAUACAUAUGUAUUUAUGUAGAGAAUAUUAACUUUUCAGGACAAACAUGUGGCUAUUGAUUGUGGGCCUUCAUUUGGUCGGUGGCAGCCCAACAGAGUCACAGCCAGAGUGGCUGUUAACGGGAAACACAAGCACAGCUCCAUUCAACUAUCCCAAUGAUACCAUCUAUAGCACACACUCCAGCGAGUACUUGCCAACUACGGGCAGCUCCAUUCAUAGCACGGAUCUGCCCACCUAUCAGCACUGCAUUGCAACACGCAAUUCGUUUGCGGAUUUGUUCACGGUUGUGCUGUAUGGUCUGGUUUGUAUUGUGGGCCUGUUCGGAAACACGCUGGUGAUAUAUGUUGUAUUGCGCUUCUCCAAAAUGCAGACGGUGACCAAUAUCUAUAUACUCAAUCUUGCCAUAGCCGAUGAAUGCUUUUUAAUUGGCAUUCCGUUUUUGCUCUACACGAUGCGCAUUUGCAGCUGGCGUUUUGGGGAGCUUAUGUGCAAGGCGUACAUGGUGAGCACCUCGAUAACAUCGUUUACAUCCUCCAUCUUUCUGCUGAUCAUGUCCGCGGAUCGCUAUAUGGCUGUAUGCCAUCCGAUAUCAUCGCCGCGCUAUCGCACCCUACACAAUGCCAAGGUUGUGUCGGCGCUGGCAUGGAGUACUUCGGCGGUACUGAUGCUGCCGGUAAUGCUUUAUGCCAGCACUGUGGAGCAGGAGGACGGCAUUAACUACUCGUGCAACAUAAUGUGGCCAGACGCAUACAAGAAGCACUCGGGCACCACCUUCAUACUGUAUACCUUCUUUCUGGGCUUUGCGACACCCCUGUGCUUCAUACUCAGCUUCUAUUACUUGGUCAUCCGAAAGCUGCGUUCGGUGGGACCCAAGCACACGACCAAGUCAAAGGAGAAGCGUCGCGCCCAUCGUAAGGUAACGCGUCUGGUGCUGACCGUCAUCACAGUCUACAUCUCCUGCUGGCUGCCGCAUUGGAUGUCCCAAUUGGCGCUGAUUAACUCAAAUCCGGCGCAGCGUGAUUUGUCGCGUCUGGAGAUACUCAUAUUUUUGUUGCUGGGCGCUCUGGUCUAUUCAAACUCGGCGGUUAAUCCCAUACUCUAUGCUUUUCUCAGCGAGAACUUUCGCAAGAGCUUCUUCAAGGCCUUCACCUGCAUGACCAAGCAGGACAUCAAUGCCCAGCUGCAGCUCGAACCCAGCGUGUUCACCAAGCAGGGUAGUCGCCGUCGUGGCGGCUCCAGGCGUCUGUUGACAACUAAUCCGCAACAGCAGCUGGAGCAACAGCCGCCACUUCUGGCGCUUCACGUGGGCAACAACAACUCAUCGACAACCACGUCAUCGACGACAACAGCUGAAAAAACUUGUUCCACAAAUGCUCCAAAGUCGUGUAGCUCCAAUGGUAAAUUGACAGUGCCUAGCUCCUCAACGGCGCCUGAAGCAGAGAAUCUAAUAAUCUGCCUGAGCGAACAGCACGAAGCGUUUUGCACAACGACGCGGCGUGGAUCGAGCCUGAUGCAACAAACGGAUCUUUAAAACUUGUCAAUAAGUUUUAAUGUGUACUUAAUUAAAAGAAAACCUCUGAUUAAACGUAUGAAGGUAUGUGUGUACUAUAUUAAACUAAUGAGCUUAGGCAUUUAAAUAUUUACUAACUUUUUCUACUAAAUGUGUGUGGUACAAACUUUCACUUUCUCACAAACAGUAUUAUAAGAGAACCUCACAAAUAGUCAACCAUAAACCCAAGCUGCUGCCCUUAGCUUUUCUUAGUUUUUUAAUCAAAUAUUAAAUACUUCAAAGCAUAUUUAAUGCGACGAAUUUUCAGAAAUAAUAUAAGAUUAGAAGUAAGUCUUCAAUUUAAAUUCAAGGGGUUUUCCUUGAAUGGUGCAUUAGGCCAAGAACAUAUAAAUGUAAUAGAAUAAAGUUAAAA
Molecule: messenger RNA, 2823 nt
Organism: Drosophila novamexicana
Lineage: Eukaryota; Metazoa; Arthropoda; Insecta; Diptera; Drosophilidae
Gene: AstC-R1
Product: somatostatin receptor type 2
Exons: 4
Coding region: 948-2432 (494 amino acids)
Biological process (GO): G protein-coupled receptor signaling pathway
Cellular component (GO): membrane; neuron projection
Molecular function (GO): peptide binding; somatostatin receptor activity
Source: RefSeq, a predicted model, not a curated record